UGGUUGUGUUUGUUUCACAAUCAUUCACCAACUAACCAUACUUUACUUCCACAUUAACAUCACAUUUAAUCCCAAAAGCAAAUUGCUCCCCCUCUUUUCAUUAAUCUUCAAGGUCUUCAUUGAAAAGUAAUAUCUCUUUGUUCCUCAUUUAAUCAAAAUUGCAGUCAAGUGUUUGCAGCUGUGAAUUUUCAGUUUCUACAAGGUUCUGUAUAGGUAUCAGGCUGAUCUUGAUGAUUAAUUCCAAGUAAAGUGCUGAAUGCAAUCACGUUGACACGUGAAAUUUUGGUCUCGAUCACCACUGGGAGUAUUUAUGAGAUUUGAUGAUGUUGGCUGUACCAGUUUAAAAUAUGGCUUCUUUAAGUAGUGAUCUAAACUAUGAUAUAUUGAGGCGUCUGGAUGGUCCAAGCUUGGCUAGCGCUGCUUGUGCUUGUGUUGCGUUCUCUUCUAUAUCAAAAGAAGAGAGGUUAUGGGAAGAUGUAUGUUCUUCUACAUGGCCAUCAACCAACCAGGAAGAUGUUAAACGAUUAAUAACAUUAAUUGGUGGAUUCAAAAAGUUCUAUGCAGAUUGUUUUCCACUAAUUGUUAACAAAGAAGUUCCUGAGUUUAGAUGGAAUGACUAUGUUGAGUAUGUGGAAGAAUGGACUGAGGCUGAAUGUUAUGAUGACAUGUAUGAAUUGGAAGAUCUGUCACCAACUGAUUUUGUCUCCAUCGUAGAUGUAAGAUUUAAGAAUAAGACAAUAUACUCAAAAGUCCUCUGGGGCAUCCCAAAUGCUAAUGGCCAUCAUGGUUGGUUUUCUGAAUGUCCUUUUCGGGUUGAUCUUUUGACCCAUUCAGCUAGAGAGGAGGACCAUGCAGGUGAAGUUACUCUUUCUGAAUCUGAUGGUUUGCCGCCAGUUGCGUCCAUAGAAAGAGAGAGGAAAGAUGGGAAGCUCUGGCAGGAACUCCGCAAUGAAGUCCAGCUGAGUUGGAUCGUUGUGAAUAAGAAAAUAAAGCAGGCUGCCAACUUAUCGAGCUGGAUUCCUCUUGGAGGGCAGAGGCAUUGGCCAACAGACAAGGAUUUUUUGAUACGCUUUGGAUCUGUUCUUACUGCCAAAGAGAUUCUUCCAUGUCAAGCAGUAGAAUGCAUUCUUACGAUGAAAUUUAGGAUGAUUUGUAGUGACGGAGUCACCAGUGUUCAGACAGCCCUGAAAUUAACGGAAUUGAGCAUGCAGCUGGGAGAUAUGGAAGGUGCUCAUGUUAAUGGAAGAAACAGUUUACUCGUUCUUAAAGAAUCUCUUAGCUGCCGUAGGAGCAAAAAUUAUAGUGAAGCUCUAGAGUCAUGCCACUUGUACUCGAAAGUGCAGAGUGAACUAAUGGAGGAGAAGAUGAGAAACGAAAGCAGGUUAGAGAGGUUGUAUAUACUAAGUGGCAUUGCUGCAUUCAUCACUUUUUGUUAUUAUGUAUUGUGAUAUGGGCACAGCCUUAUACUGAACAAUGUUUCUGCGCUCUUGAAUUCUAACAUAACAAGCCAGUUUUGAUCAAAUAACACGAAGUUGAUAGA
Molecule: messenger RNA, 1540 nt
Organism: Daucus carota subsp. sativus
Lineage: Eukaryota; Viridiplantae; Streptophyta; Magnoliopsida; Apiales; Apiaceae
Product: probable F-box protein At2g36090
Exons: 4
Coding region: 348-1448 (366 amino acids)
Molecular function (GO): protein binding
Source: RefSeq, a predicted model, not a curated record